GAGAUUGCCACCUCUUCGCAUAGUUCUGGGAAGUUGGCGUGUGGCACGACCCAACCAGGCUCACUCAAGCACUGGAUAUCAGAUCGAACCGUGGCACUACUGAAAUCUCGAAGAAAUAUCCCAGCCGGUCCCGAACAUAACCCGAUGCGAAGAUCCAUCAGACGUCAAUUGAAAGAGAGCUUGCGAUCCAACCGUGAAGUAUGGUGGACACAGAAAGUCAAAGAAAUGGAAGAGGCCCGGAAAGCCGGUAAUGCCCGGAGAUUAUUUCAGUUAAUCCGUGCGACCGGUCCCCGGAAACCACCUGUGAGUGAAAGCAUCAAGCAUCAGAAUGGAACGACCAUCUCUAAUAAGGAGGAACGCCUUGACCGGUGGGCUGAAUACUUUGAACAACAAAUGUCUUGGCCACCAGCCGGCACUCAUCUACAGCCCACAGGUGAAGUAGAACCCUGGACGGUGAACGUGGAACCACCUACGGCCUCGGAGGUUUACGACUGCAUAUGUUCUCUCAAGCGCCACCGAGCUCCCGGUCCGGAUGACCUUCCACCUGCACUGUUCAAAGACGGGGGUGAAGUCCUCAGUCAGCGCCUGUCCGACCUGUUUGCUUGCAUUUGGGAAAAGGAGUCUGUCCCAGACAACUGGGGAGAAUCGGUGAUAGUGCCCAUUUUCAAAAAAGGGGCGCGUAGAAGCGGUGUCCGUCAGGAAGGCCAACUCUCCCCGGUCCUUUUUAACUUCGCGAGCGAUGAAAUAAUGAGACGAACGCUGGAGGGUCUCCAAAACCCUGGUGUGCAAAUAGCCUGUGAAGAAAACCUCGUCGAUCUGGAAUGUGCAGACGACAUCGUUCUCAUGCUCGAACAGGCGGAGAAUGCGCAAGUAUUCCUGGAUGAACUGACCAAAGUCAUCGCGUUCUUUGACUUUCAUGGUGAAAAGGGACCAGAAAACAUCAUGAGGAUAGAUGCCAAAAAAGAUUUGGGCAUCUGGGUCUCCUCAAACUUGUCCUUCGCACUACACCAUGAGAAAUCGGCCCAAAAGGCAUUCGCCGUUUUACGGAUGAUCCGACGUACCUUCUCCCGUAUUACUCGCAUGGACUUCCAAAUACUCUAUGGGGCCUACGUCAGACCGCUCCUGGAGUACGCCGACCAAGUUGUCUACUCAGGACGUACGAAAGACGUUACCCUCAUUGAGCGUGUCCAGCGGGCCGCCACGAGAAUGGUUGCCGGCCUCAAGUCCGUGGACUACGAAACGCGUCUCGUGACGCUUGAUCUCUUUCCCCUGGAGUGCCGUCGCCUCCGAGGGGACCUAAUUCUUACCUACGCCUUGUUUGAACAAAGCUUGGCAAACAGGUCAGCAGUCAAGAGCACUUUUUCAACCUUCAUCGUGGUAACCGCGCCACGCGGGUGCAUUUUAUGGAUCUGGAUGGAUAACAACAUUCGUUCAAUCCGUUCGAUCAAAAGUUUGGACCUCCUGAAUAGUACUCGACGAGAGGAUGAAUCAUUCUUAAAUUUGGCAAGUGAAGAGGUCAAGAAGCUGUGCUCACCUCUGCUGCUAGAAACCUCGAAGCUGGAGGAGUUAAUGAACAAGUUAAACAAAGAAUUAGACGUUGGUUUAUCAACCGAAGACGAUAAACCAAAAGAACUCAAGAUGCUGAAUACUUUUGUUAAAGAGCUAUCAUCACAGAGGAAACUAAUUCCAUAUUACUCCGAAAACUUAUUGUUCUUCAAAUAUGUUGCUGAAACGAUAUAUGACUUCUUGUUGAUGCGAAAAUUACACGAAAAUAGCUUCGAUUUGGCUGUCUCGUUCAACUUUCCUGUCGAACUACGGUCACUCUCUACUGCUUAUCUGAUCCAAUGGACAAAAGAAUUCGCUUGUGACUCCGUAGUUGGACGUGAUGUUUGCGCACUUUUACAGGAGGCACUGGACAACCUGGGCCUGGAUGUAAAAAUACAAGCCAUAUUCAAUGACACAGUUGGUGUUUUGGCGGCUUGUGCUGCAAAAGAUCCAGAAUGUGCCAUCGGACUGAUUGUUAGUACCGGAAUGAAUUGCUGCUACUUUGAAAAGGCAACACGAAUUAAUCGACCCUUCGCCAAGUUUGCCGAAGGAGGUGAACUAAUUAUAAACACAGAGUGCGGAGGAUUUGGCUCUUAUGGUUCUAUGGAUCAGUUCAUCACGAAAUAUGAUAAAAUAGUUGAUGAAUCUUCCGUUGCACCUGGGAAGCAGAUCCUCGAAAAAAUGGUAUCAACACUGUACAUAGGUGAGCUAGCCAGACUGGCCAUCUUGGAGGCUACGGAAAAGAAACUCCUUUUCAAUGGUCAACUGCCCGAAAGACUGGCUGUUGCCAAUAGCUUCACAUCGCAGUUCUUAUUUGAUAUUGAUCGUGAUCCACCACACAUCUACAUGUCAACGGAAGUUGUGCUUCGUGAACGGUUCAAGAUCACCUGCAUUCGUAAGAUGGAUAUGGUGAACAUUCGGUAUAUCUGUCGCGCACUCGUAACCAGAUCAGGAAAUAUGGUUGGAGCG
Opisthorchis viverrini is the source of this 2514-nucleotide messenger RNA. RefSeq lists its product as hypothetical. The record is from RefSeq and is a predicted model, not a curated record. The transcript is spliced from 12 exons. Gene Ontology annotation, molecular function: ATP binding; D-glucose binding; glucokinase activity. Gene Ontology annotation, cellular component: mitochondrion; cytosol. Gene Ontology annotation, biological process: intracellular glucose homeostasis; glucose 6-phosphate metabolic process; glycolytic process. Lineage: Eukaryota; Metazoa; Platyhelminthes; Trematoda; Opisthorchiida; Opisthorchiidae. The annotation marks the transcript as partial.